Drosophila ananassae is the source of this 2863-nucleotide messenger RNA. Its product is annotated as galactosylgalactosylxylosylprotein 3-beta-glucuronosyltransferase S. Gene Ontology annotation, cellular component: Golgi membrane. Lineage: Eukaryota; Metazoa; Arthropoda; Insecta; Diptera; Drosophilidae. Gene Ontology annotation, biological process: chondroitin sulfate proteoglycan biosynthetic process; carbohydrate metabolic process. Gene Ontology annotation, molecular function: galactosylgalactosylxylosylprotein 3-beta-glucuronosyltransferase activity. The transcript has 5 exons. The coding region runs from base 550 to 2247 and encodes 565 amino acids. The record is from RefSeq and is a predicted model, not a curated record.
UGAAAAGGGCUAAAACUAGCCUGAAAUGUGCUAGACUGGCAGCACUGACGGGAACACAACAACAAAAACGAAAACAACAAGCCCCAAACGCAAGCCUCAGUGAGAGAUAUUUUAUUUAUGAUUAUUUGGCUUUGUGAGUGCGCUGGGCGUUCGCGUGUUUUGUGCUCCCUUCUCGAAAGGUGCCUUCGCAUUCUGGUGGCUCUUGUUUUAUUUUUUUAUAGAAACCCGAAACGGCAAUAAAGCAGAGCACCCGAUUGCAGAAAUGUCGGGGGAAUUUGCAUAAUUUUCGUGUCGGCCGAACCAGAAAUUGUAUAAUAAAAGAAACUAGUUUGCGAGCAGAAAAGGCGCUGACGAGGAGAAGGUGCCGGAGACGGGCUGCCGUAAGACCACAGGAGAGAGAAAAGACGGAAGACAGGGAGCUGGCCUUGGGCCAGGCCCUCCACAAAUGGCCAUUCGACCAGGCCGAGGAUGCCCCCGCAGCACCAGCAUCACAGCGACAAUCCAGCCUGAAGCCCGCCACAGCAUCCGGAUACCAAUUCGAGCCGCAUAAUGUCCAGUGCCCAAUAUAAGGCACUCGAGCCGCAGACUUCCGACGAGGACCGAGAGGACAUCGAGCGGCAGCGCCAUCGCAGUGUUCCGUACACCAUGGGUCGGAAAGGAAGCGUUUCAGCGGGCCGGCGUCGCUGCCUGUUCCUAGCGGGAGCGGUGCUCUUCAUCGUGGCGUUCUGUUACCUCACCUUCAGCAUGGACACACGCCUCGCCCUGGGACUAGGCGGCGGCUCUGACGACUCGGAGGAGCACCACGGGCUGGGUAAGAAGCGGUUCACUGGGGGUCGGCCUGGGAGAUCGCAAGUGCCAAAGUUGAAAACAACCAAGUCCAGUUGGUUCGAAAACGACUGGGAGGAGGAGGAGGCAGUCGAGGAAGGGACAACCACAGAAGUUAGAAAAAAAGCCAAAAUCGAGGCAACUCAAGUGUUCGUGUCGGAGAAUCCAGAAGAAGAAUUUAUAUUUUCAAGAACAGAGGCGUCAGUUAAGCAAGAAAACAAUUUAUUAAUUACGGAAUCCAAAGACAAAAGAACUCAAAAUCUCGGUGCGACAGAACAGAAUUUCAUGAACGACUACCCGGCUGAGGAAGAGGAGUCCGAUGAUGACAGCCCAGAGCCCUCUGUAGACCCCGACAGGCUUGUGUACAAAUUUAUUCCCACGUCCUACGACGAAGAAAAGCUCCGAAGCAUAGAGUGGAUGCCCAGUUUCGAAAUUCAAGAGCACAAGGUGCAUCGCUCCCAGGAGCAACUCCACAGUACUAAUUUCCGGCCGCUGAACGAGACACUGCACAUUUGCAGCGAAAGCUACGAGGACCGGCGCCUCUUCAUGCAGGACAAGCCUCGAUCAGAGUACGAAAAUCUGCCAGUGAUAUAUUUUGUGACCCCGACGUAUCCACGCCGGGAACAAAUCCCAGAGUUGACGCGUCUGGCGCACACUCUGCUUCAUGUUCCUCGACUGCACUGGCUGGUGGCCGAUGACCAGGAGAAUUGCAAUAGCUAUUUGGAUACCUUGCUCAACCGAUUCGGCAUUCCCUUCACCCACAUGGUCAGUCCCAUGCCCAGCAAGUUUCGGAACGAGAAGCCAGCACCGCGGGGAGUGGCCAACCGAAGGGCCGCUUUGCAGUGGCUCAAGACCCACAACCUUUCCAACGGAGUUCUCUAUUUCGGGGAUGACGACAACACCUACGACCUGCGACUCUUCUCAGAAAUACGGAAGACGCAAAUAGUGUCCAUGUUUCCGGUGGGCCUGAUUGCCGAUUAUGGAAUCAGUGGUCCCGUAGUAAGAAAGGGCAAAGUGGUAGCGUUCCUCGAUUCCUGGAUAGCUGGCAGACGCUGGCCCGUUGAUAUGGCCGGGUUCGCCGUAAACCUGGAUUACAUGGCAAAGUAUCCGUACGUGAAUAUGCCGUACAAGCCCGGCUACGAAGAGGAUCUCUUCCUGCGCAGCAUCGGGCUACGCAUGGAUCAGAUCGAGCCGCGAGGAAGCAACUGCACUGAGGUUCUAGUCUGGCAUACGCAGACAAAGUCGAAAAAGAUCGGCACUCUGCGCAUGGAAGGUAGAUACAUGGACGACCGCUCCAAUUUGGGAGCCCUUCUGCACAACCUAAAAACUAUGGGAGUUGCUCUUAUCUCAGAAGACGAAGGUCGCAAUGCACUGAUUAGCAAGAAUGGAAAGGAGAAACCACACUCCCUCAUUCUCAGCUGAACAUUUGGGUCCAAAAUCCUUAGCAGGACCCAGAUAAUACUCAUACCCACACCGGCAGGCUUAAUUUACGUGUAAACAAAAACCAAAAUCGAAUCAACCGCCCCCUGAAUCCUCUUGUAAUGUCCUUUUUUUGGUAAUCGUUUUCCUCAUUUUUCAUUUUGCACAACGCCGUAAUAUAACACAUACGUUCUUCGGAUUCUCUCUAUGUAAUAUUGUUAAUUAGUUGUAGAUUAGUUCUCGUUCGUGAUAACAGGAUAGUAAACACAGGGAAGGACACAAAGAUAGAUUCAGGACUUGUCUAAGCAUAUUGUAAUAAUUAUCAUUAGGUUGUAAAGGUUCAAUGCUUUGAUUUUCUAAUUUGCUAAGCAAACUUAAAUAUUUCAGACUUAAAAAAAUAGAACCGCUUCAUUAGUUCAUUCAUCCGAUAAACAUAUCAAAAAGCAUGAAAUAAGUUAUUUCACGAUAGAAUCCCAGGACAUCAGACGCUUCAGUUAGGAUCACUAGGACUACUAGCCACUUAAUGUUAACGUAUUAAGUUACCCUGUAAUCAAUAAGAUCAUGCGCCAUGACGUGAAACAAAUAAACGCUAGUUUUUUUAAAGCUUUCUUUAAAACAA